GACUACAUAUUAUCGCUUAGACAUUUGUAAAUUUCUCUGAACAGUGAUUAUCCUGUUUCAAAGACGAUUUAAGUAGUUAUCAAAAAAUCUUUUGUUUGUUUUUUUCAUGCCUGGCAUCAGAACCUGGGGCUCUGAUUAAGAAAACGAAAGACAAGAAAGAACAGAAAGUGAGAGACCAUGGAUGCAGAGAAAGUAAUGAAUGUGGAGAUGAAAGAGCUCACUCCAACAGAAGUACAUGAUGAGAAAGAUGCAGAGAAAGAUGGAAUGAAAGGCACAGCAGCUAAAAAUGAGGAAGAAGAAGGAGAAGUAGAAGAGAAAGAAGAUCAUGUGUAUAGCAAACUGAAGAAUCCGGCAGAAGAAAUUUAUUGUUUGGCUGAAAACCCUGUUUCUACUCCAAAACCUAAUGAAGAUGUGUACAGACGAAUUCAUAUGUACAAGUGGAUUUCUGCUCUUUUCACCAUUCUCUCUAUAGUCCUACUGGCUGUGGUUUUUGCUCUGGCUAUGAAGUUGUCUGAGGUUCAGUCCAUCCAGCAGUGCCCAGAGACACCUGAAGUUAAAAGAUCUAAAGACUUGAAUUGUACCCGCCAACUGUGCCAGUCCAUGUACCCCCAAAUACAGGCUGCCCAGCACUAUGGGCAUCUGUGCCCUCAUUGUAGGAGGGGCUGGAUAAUGUUUGAGAAAACCUGCUACUUCAAAUCUAAGGAGCGUCUAAGCUGGCAGCAAAGUAGUGAGGAGUGUAAGAAAAAGGGUGGACACCUGGCUGUGAUCGAAAAUGAAGAUGUGCAGAAAUUCCUAACUGAGAUUGGGGGCCUGCUGUACUGGAUUGGACUUCGUUAUGUAGAGAAGCAACAGUGGACAUGGAUUGACAAUACCAUACCAACCAAGAGCUACUGGGCCAAUGACCAACCAAAUCCAGACACUCAAGGCGGUUGUGCGUUUCUGAGAGGACAUACAACUGAGAUGAGCAACUGGUAUUCAACCCCCUGUGAGGUGGUCACACAGUAUAUCUGCCAGAAGGAUUAAAAGAGGAGAAAGAUCAUGCAGUCACGUACAAUACAUCUGCCAUAUCUCUCUUUAAUAUCAUACUUUCAGUCCUUUACUUCACAUUUUACAAAUGCAGUUCAGUUACAAAUCAGUACAUCUUGUUCUAUAAGGCACAAUUAAGUAGCCAUGCUAUGUAUGUUUUCCAUGAUUGAGAAAAGAAGACAUGAUACAUUUAUAUGUUAAGAGUGACAAUAUACUUUCUUUUUAUAUGAAUUACACUGCUACAAAAUCUUUUUGCACUAGACCUUGUUUCUAUUUCAUAAAAUAUAUUCAGAAUGUGUUAGGGAACUAAAUAUACACAACACUAGCUGCUUUUAAAAUACAGUACGUUAUGUGAUUCCAUUGAAUAUCAUUAGUUAUUUAUUAGUGAUUGCCUUUAACUUUGCACUUUGUAAUUCCCUGUAGACUACACUAUUUCUGUCAUGUGAUUUUUUUCAUUUAAUAAACUUACUGAAUUGAUUGCUCAGCAAUAA
Molecule: messenger RNA, 1517 nt
Organism: Silurus meridionalis
Lineage: Eukaryota; Metazoa; Chordata; Actinopteri; Siluriformes; Siluridae
Product: C-type lectin domain family 4 member E-like
Exons: 7
Coding region: 178-1023 (281 amino acids)
Source: RefSeq, a predicted model, not a curated record